UUCUUCCCCUUUCUCCGUCUCGCGCAGCCUCUCUCUCUUUCUCUCCCAUUCUCGCCCUCUUCUCGACUUCGUCUAUCUCGUCGCAGCAGGAGUAGGAGGGCAGACUGCAGAGAUGGGGCGGGGGAGGGUGCAGCUGAAGCGGAUCGAGAACAAGAUAAAUCGGCAGGUGACCUUCUCCAAACGCAGAUCCGGAUUGCUCAAGAAGGCGCACGAGAUCUCCGUUCUCUGCGACGCCGAAGUCGCCCUCAUCAUCUUCUCCACCAAGGGCAAGCUCUACGAGUAUUCCAGUACCGAUUCCAGUAUGGAAAAGAUUCUCGAACGAUACGAGCAUUACACAUAUGCAGAAAAGACUCUCAAAUCACCUGAUCUUGAGUCUCAGACCAAUUGGUGUCAAGAAUAUAGCAAACUCAAGGCCAAGGUUGAAAGUUUAAGUAAAAGUCAAAGGCAUCUAAUGGGAGAACAACUGGAUUCCUUGAAUCUCAAAGAACUCCAACAGUUAGAGCAUCAGCUGGAAAUUUCUCUAAAGCAUGUCAGGUCAAGAAAGAGCCAAGUCAUGUUUGACUCCAUUGCUGAGCUUCAACGGAAGGAGAGAGCACUUCGCGAGCAGAACAAAAAUUUAGAGCAAGAGCUGACGGAGAAGAAGCAGCGAGCUCACCGGGAACAAGAUCGAACGAGCCCCGUAUCAUCUCCCCCUCUGAUAGCAGAGCCUCAACCCACGCUAAUCAUGGGGUGUCAGCAAGGAAGGGGAGGUGGCGACGGCCCCGGCCAGGCAGCUGCACAGACUCAGGUUAGGAUCAGUGGUAGCUUGUUGCCGCCAUGGAUGCUCCACCACUUGAGCGGCUAGUGGUAAAUUUGGCACAAAUAAUGAAUCUCUGUAUGAUGAUUACUCCGCCACCAUGUGAGCUCGUUUAUCCGAGCUUUUCGCAACCCCUAACUUGCUAUUUAGCCUUUACUGCGUCUGUGAAUGUGUUCAAAACAACGCUAAAUGUUCACUGCUGCUAGUGGUGCUAUAAAGCUACAUGCUUCGAA
Molecule: messenger RNA, 1029 nt
Organism: Zingiber officinale
Lineage: Eukaryota; Viridiplantae; Streptophyta; Magnoliopsida; Zingiberales; Zingiberaceae
Product: truncated transcription factor CAULIFLOWER A-like
Exons: 8
Coding region: 113-844 (243 amino acids)
Biological process (GO): positive regulation of transcription by RNA polymerase II
Cellular component (GO): nucleus
Molecular function (GO): RNA polymerase II cis-regulatory region sequence-specific DNA binding; protein dimerization activity; DNA-binding transcription factor activity, RNA polymerase II-specific
Source: RefSeq, a predicted model, not a curated record